AUGUCGCAAGCUGCAGUUGACAUUCCUCGGAAGCGUCAGCGAGUCACGCAAGCCUGUCACCGAUGCCGAAGUAAGAAAUACAAGUGCAACAGCGUCCGCCCGGCAUGUUCUACCUGCAUCGCAUCGAACUCUGAAUGUUCCUACGGUACCGCUGUCAAACGACGUGGACUUCAAUCUGGAUAUGUCAGAGCAAUUGAGAUAUUAUGGGGCCUGGUCUUCAAGAAGAUUGCUGGUAGUCAGGAUGGAGUCAACAAGCUGCUUGUUGAGCUCUCCGUCGUCAUCAACCAGACUCCUGUCGACAGCAACGGAAAUGACAACGCAGACGACCUUUUGAAGUACUGGAGAAGCAGUGGUGUACCAUCAGCUAUUGAGUCGUUGUUAGAUGGUGAAGUCAUCAAUAGUCCCAGGCUACAGACUGCAGUCCCUGAAGACACAGACGCGAAUGUUGAUCUCAGUCUGGCAUCUCUUCAAGCUUGGCCUCUACCACAGUCAACCCGUUUUCCAGGCACAACACCGUCAGCAGCAUCACCACCACCACUCCCGGAAUCAUUACAGCAACUGAUGUCACCAACGGUGGUGGGGGUUUUAGAUUCAACAUACUCAUUGGAAACACCAAUCUCGAGACACCAAACGCAUGGAGAAAACUCACUGUCUGAUUGGUCGCCUCUCCCAUCGGAUUGGCAUGACCUAAUUCAGAUCUAUCUGACCGUCGAGCACUCAUGGCUUCCAAUUCUCGAGCGACAUGCUCUCUUCCGAAUAGCAUAUACUUACCAGGACCAUUGUGACCCCCGGAAAUGCCUCGAUGACCGGCGUCGUGGUGAAUUCUCAAGCUUGUGGGCUGUACUAGCACUCGGCGAAGUACAUUCUUACGGCAUCUCAUCUUCAAGGGUCGUCCAAUUCCGCUCUAUCUCCCAGUACUUUCUCUCUAAGGAUCCGAUGCAUGAGGAUUAUCUUGAUUACGCCCAGGCAUUGCUACUCGAAUCUACUCUCCAUCUCGGCCGCAGCAACCUGGUACUUGCCAAGUCCGCGCUGGCUCAAGCUUUUGUUCUCUCCUCCGCAGUCGAGGGUCAGGAUCUUUCAGCUAAGGUUGCGUUUCAAAAGCAACUUCAUCUCACACUUUCUGGAUGCUUCGUCGUAGACACACUUUUAUCUUUCACCAUGGGCACCAGGCCGCAGAUGACAUCAGACGAUCUUCCCUCGAGUUCACCUUGCGAUGAGUCUGGUUCAGAUGAAUGGGAGCCUUUCGUCAACAAAUUCGGAAAACUCCCGUCCUCUAGGUCGUCAGGUGUCAGCACGCUAGCAGCACCCAGUCGUGUAUCCAGCACAUUCAACUACCUUGUCAAACUGCUUUGCAUUCUGAAUGCUGCCAUGCGAGAGCAGACAUCCAAAGUUGUACUUACGGCGUCCAUUGAAGCUUGGUGCAUCAACACACCUGCUCAUCUCAACAUAGCCGAGUCGUCAAGCAGUUACACAACAAAAAACUGCUUGCCACCGCAGCUUCACCUCAAAGCAUUGCGAGUUGCCGCUUCGUUCCUUGGCACUUCCAGGUCAAUCCGGGAUCAGACCUAUGUGCUCAACAACGACACCCAGCAGAGAUUGAGGAAGGACAUGGGAUCCGUUGUAGUGCACAUGAGUCAAACGUUUGGCGUCAAAUCUCUUCCCGCAUCUCUCAGCGUUCUGAUUCCUUUGCUCGAAGCUCACCAUUUUUGGCCCAAUGAACCGAGGCAGUCGAACGUUAGUAAUACAAUCACCGAGUACAAAAGUCUUUGGGGGUGGAACAAUGCGCUUUGUUUUGACGACAGCGGUCUGCCGCCAACGCUCGUUACACAAGGCCUGUCGGACGGCGUCCCCCAUCGCGAGUCGCUGAAUCACCUGAUACCCACGGCUGACACGGACAACACAUCAGGGCGGCAGAGUGGACAUAUCUCAACCUCGAAUAUUGUCACACAUGAACAGCCGGAUACGACUGAAGUAGAUGUACCUGCACAGGCUUUGCGUAAUGAUACCGAUAUAUCUCAAGAUGAUAUCUUGCUUGGAAAUACCCCAGAUCAGUUGCGAGACUAUCUGGCUCUUCUGCAGGAGAACGAGAGUGCGAACAACGAUCAAAACUUCAUGCAGUCGCUCGGUUUCUUCGACAACUUCGACUAUACGGAUCUCUAA
Messenger RNA from Aureobasidium pullulans EXF-150, 2160 nucleotides. RefSeq lists its product as uncharacterized. The record is from RefSeq and is a predicted model, not a curated record. Bases 1 to 2160 code for a protein of 719 amino acids. The transcript is spliced from 2 exons. Gene Ontology annotation, biological process: DNA-templated transcription; positive regulation of transcription by RNA polymerase II. NCBI's taxonomy places the organism in Eukaryota, Fungi, Ascomycota, Dothideomycetes, Dothideales, Saccotheciaceae. Gene Ontology annotation, molecular function: DNA binding; DNA-binding transcription factor activity, RNA polymerase II-specific; zinc ion binding.